AUGACCAACUCAUCAAGCUUCAAGCACGAUCAUCCUUUUGAGAAGAGAAAGGAGGUUGCCGAGAGAAUUAGAUCAAAGUACCAAGACAGAAUCCCAGUCAUCGUCGAGAAGGCUCCAAGAUCUGAUGCCCCAGAUAUCGAUAAGAAGAAAUACCUAGUUCCAGCAGAUAUCACAGUUGGAAAGUUUGUCUAUGAGAUCAGAAAGCAUAUGCCAAAGAUCAACGCUGAGAAGGCUAUCUACUUGUUUGUCAACAAUACUCUCCCACCAACCGCUGCUCUUAUCUCACAGAUCUACGACCGCUACAAGGACGAGGAUGGAUUCCUGUACAUUACCUACAGUGGUGAGAACACCUUUGGAUCCGACGACUGCUAA
This is a messenger RNA of Acytostelium subglobosum LB1, 372 nucleotides long. RefSeq lists its product as hypothetical. Gene Ontology annotation, cellular component: cytosol; autophagosome. The record is from RefSeq and is a predicted model, not a curated record. NCBI's taxonomy places the organism in Eukaryota, Evosea, Eumycetozoa, Acytosteliales, Acytosteliaceae. The transcript has 3 exons. The coding region runs from base 1 to 372 and encodes 123 amino acids. Gene Ontology annotation, biological process: macroautophagy; cellular response to nitrogen starvation.